Molecule: messenger RNA, 5050 nt
Organism: Coffea eugenioides
Lineage: Eukaryota; Viridiplantae; Streptophyta; Magnoliopsida; Gentianales; Rubiaceae
Product: myosin-11-like
Exons: 38
Coding region: 300-4889 (1529 amino acids)
Biological process (GO): vesicle transport along actin filament; actin filament organization
Cellular component (GO): myosin complex; vesicle; actin cytoskeleton
Molecular function (GO): actin filament binding; ATP binding; microfilament motor activity
Source: RefSeq, a predicted model, not a curated record
UCAGACAACCAAGAUUAUCCAUCAUCAAUCAACGGUCAUUCCGCCAGAUUUGUCCUCAAGCCCCAAAAAGAACCAAAAGGGAAAACCCGCAAAAAAAAAUAAAAAAUCACCUCUUUAUUAUUUGCCGAUCGUACCGCUCCUUCAAUCUCCUCUGAUUCUUCAAGAUUCCGACGUCUUCUCCGAUUAGUCAACUUGUGCGAAACCAUUUGCGGAUUCGUGAGUUUGUUCUCUCAAGAUUGAGAGUCGUAGGGAUAUGUUUGGACGGUGAAGGACUGACUUUUUUCCUCCUAAAUUUGUAAAUGGGUACUCCAGUAAAUAUCAUUGUUGGGAGUCAUGUUUGGGUUGAAGACCCAUCUGUUGCUUGGAUAGAUGGACAAGUAACUAAGAUAAAUGGAAAUGAAGUUGAGAUCCAGUUGUCUGAUGGGAGGACGGUCGUUGAGAAAUUGUCAAAGAUCUAUCCCAAAGAUGAAGAAGCUCCUGCUGGUGGAGUGGAUGAUAUGACGAAAUUAUCAUAUUUGCAUGAGCCUGGAGUACUGCAGAACAUAGCUGCAAGAUAUCAACUCAAUGAAAUCUAUACUUACACUGGAAGUAUUCUUAUCGCCAUUAAUCCAUUCCAAAGACUACCUCAUAUAUAUGAUUCCAGCAUGAUGGAACAAUAUAAGGGAGCUCCAUUUGGGGAAUUAAGCCCUCAUGUUUUUGCAAUUGCAGAUGUUGCCUAUAGGGCAAUGAUUAAUGAAGGAAAGAGUAAUUCUAUUCUGGUCAGUGGUGAAAGUGGAGCUGGUAAGACUGAAACAACCAAAAUGCUUAUGCGAUAUCUUGCCUUUCUGGGUGGACGUAAAGGCACUGAAGGAAGGACUGUGGAACAACAGGUUUUAGAGUCAAACCCAGUCCUUGAAGCUUUUGGUAAUGCAAAAACUGUUAGGAACAACAAUUCCAGCCGUUUUGGUAAAUUUGUUGAGAUACAAUUUAACAAGAAUGGAAGAAUAUCAGGAGCUGCAAUUAGAACAUAUCUUCUUGAGAGAUCUCGUGUUUGCCAAGUUUCAGAUCCAGAACGCAACUAUCACUGUUUCUACCUCCUUUGUGCAGCACCACAGGAGGAAAUUGAGAAAUAUAAGUUGGGGAAUCCCAAAACAUUUCACUAUCUUAAUCAAUCAAAUUGCUAUGAAUUAGUUGGCGUUAAUGAUGCUCAUGAUUAUCUUGCAACAAGGAGAGCCAUGGAUAUCGUUGGCAUUAGCCAAAAAGAGCAGGAUGCAAUUUUCAGAGUUGUGGCUGCUAUUCUCCAUCUUGGUAAUAUUGAAUUUGCGAAGGGUAAAGAAAUUGAUUCAUCGAUCCUCAAGGAUGAAAAGUCUAAGUUCCAUCUGCAAACAACAGCAGAGCUACUUAUGUGUGAUCCUGUUGCACUGGAAGAUGCACUAUUGAAGCGUGUGAUGGUAACCCCUGAAGAAGUUAUCAAAAGAAGUCUUGAUCCAGAUGGUGCAACAGUUAGUAGGGAUGGUUUAGCAAAGACUACAUAUUCCCGUUUGUUUGAUUGGUUGGUGGACAAGAUUAAUGUCUCUAUUGGACAAGAUCCUAAUUCAAAAUCCCUUAUUGGAGUUCUUGACAUCUAUGGUUUUGAAAGCUUUAAACUUAAUAGUUUUGAACAGUUCUGUAUUAAUUUCACAAAUGAAAAGCUGCAACAACAUUUUAACCAGCACGUGUUUAAGAUGGAGCAAGAAGAAUACACAAAAGAAGAAAUUGAUUGGAGUUACAUCGAAUUUGUUGAUAACCAAGAUGUCUUGGAUCUUAUUGAAAAGAAACCAGGAGGUAUUAUUGCUCUCCUUGAUGAAGCCUGUAUGUUUCCCAAGUCAACUCAUGAAACGUUUUCUCAAAAGCUUUAUCAGACAUUCAAAUCCCACAAACGCUUCGUCAAACCAAAGUUGUCACGUACGGAUUUCACAAUUGCUCAUUAUGCUGGCGAGGUCCAGUAUCAAUCUGAGCAAUUUUUGGAUAAGAACAAAGACUAUGUUGUCCCUGAACAUCAAGAUCUGUUGGUUGCUUCCAAAUGCUCUUUCGUAGCUGGGCUUUUUCCCCCACUUCCUGAAGAAACUACUAAAUCUUCGAACAAAUCUUCCAAGUUCUCAUCCAUUGGUUCUCGUUUUAAGUUACAACUUCAACAGCUGAUGGAAACAUUGAACUCUACUGAACCUCACUACAUUAGAUGUGUUAAACCUAACAAUCUUCUGAAACCAGCUGUUUUUGAAAAUGCCAACAUCAUGCAGCAACUGCGUUGUGGUGGUGUUCUAGAGGCAAUCAGAAUCAGUUGUGCUGGAUACCCUACACGUAGGACAUUCUAUGAAUUUCUACUUCGGUUUGGUCUUCUAGCACCAGAGUUCUUGGAAGGGAAUACUGAUGAAAGGAUUGCCUGCAAAAAGAUUUUGGAGAAGUUGAAUCUGGCAGGAUAUCAGAUAGGAAAAACGAAGGUUUUCUUAAGAGCUGGUCAAAUGGCUGAACUAGAUGCACGAAGAGCUCAAAAGCUGAACAAUGCAGCUAAGACAAUCCAAAGGAAGACUAGAACUCAUAUUGCUCGGAAGCAUUUUCUUGCUUUGCAGGAGGCUGCAGUUUGUAUACAAUCUGUUUGUCGAGGAAGGCUUGCUUGUAAAGUAUAUGAUGGUAUUAAAAAGGAGGCAGCUUCACUUAAAAUCCAGGCAAACUUGCGUCGUCAUCUGGCCCGGAGGAAGUACACAAACAUAAAGCUGGCAGGAGUUGUACUGCAGACAGGAAUGAGAUCAAUGGCUGCACGAAAGGAAUUCAGAUAUAGCAGGCAAACCACGGCAGCAACUCUUUUGCAGGCCAAUUGGCGUGGUCAUAGAGCCUUCUCAUACUAUAAGAAACUUAUAAGAGCAGCCAUUAUAACACAAUGCAGAUGGAGGGGAAGGGUGGCUAGAAGAGAACUCCGAAAAUUGAAGAUGGCUGCAAGAGAAACAGGGGCUCUGCAACAAGCAAAGGAUAAGCUUGAAAAACAGGUGGAAGACCUUACCUGGCGAUUGCAGUUGGAGAAACGUUUAAGGACUGACUUGGAAGAGGCAAAAGGCCAGGAAAUAGCAAAGUUACAGCAAUCGUUGCAAGAUAUGCAAAGCAAAGUGGAUGAAUCUAAUGCAUUGCUCAUCAAGGAACGUGAGGCUGCUCAGAAGGCAAUUGAAGAAGCCUCUUCAAUUGUUAGAGAAACACCUGUUCCUGUUGAAGAUACUAAAAAGAUUGAUGCUUUAACUGCAGAAGUUGAAAAUUUGAAGACUUUGCUACAAUCUGAAACCCAAAGAGCCGAUGAUUCUGAAAGGAGAUGUGCGGAAGCUUUGCAGUCAAGUGAAGACAAGCGUCAGAAAUUAGAAGAAACCAAUAAAAGAGUUCAUCAACUUCAGGAAUCUUUGAACAGGCUUGAAGAGAAACUUUCCAACUUGGAAUCAGAAAACAAAGUUCUUCGCCAGCAGGCCCUUGCAAUGGCACAAAGUAAUAAGUUGCUAUCCAGCCGCUCAAGGUCAAUUAUGCAGAGGACUGAAAGUACAAAAACCAAUGUCGACCUACAUAGUGCUUCAAUGAAUGCAAGGGAUUCUUCAGAGGCAGAGGGAAGACCUCAGAAAUCGCUUAAUGAGAAGCAACAGGAGUAUCAGGACUUGCUCCUUCGCUGUGUUGCGCAGCAUCUAGGCUUCUCUAAGGGUAGACCAGUUGCUGCCUGCAUCAUAUACAAAUGCCUUAGACAGUGGCAUUCAUUUGAAGCUGAGAGGACAAGUAUUUUUGACAAAAUAAUCCAGACCAUCGGCCAUGCUAUUGAGAAGACUCAGGACAAUAAUGAUGUCUUAGCCUAUUGGCUAUCCAAUGCUUCAACAUUGUUGCUGCUGUUGCAACGCACACUGAAAGCUGGUGGCACUACCGGGGUGACUACUCAACACCGGCGAUCACCAUCAGCAACUCUGUUUGGGAGAAUGACACAGAGUUUCCGGGGAACUCCUCAAGAUGUCAACCUUUCUCUGAUUGAUGGUGAUUUGGCUCGUAGAGUGGAUAUUCUACGCCAGGUUGAAGCAAAAUACCCUGCGUUGCUUUUUAAACAGCAACUUACAGCUUAUGUGGAGAAAAUUUAUGGAAUGAUCCGUGAUAAUUUAAAGAAAGAGAUUUCUCCGGUGCUUGGGUUGUGCAUUCAGGCACCAAGACUAUCCAGAGCAACCUUGCUUAAGGGGACAGCACGCAUGCUUGCUAAUGCUGCUGCUCAGGAGAUCUUAAUUGCUCAUUGGCAAGGCAUUGUGAAGAGCCUAGGAAACUUUUUAAAUAUCUUAAAAGCUAAUCACGUGCCUCCCUUUCUGGUGCGCAAGAUUUUCACCCAAAUUUUUUCUUUCAUCAAUGUGCAACUCUUCAACAGCCUCUUGCUGAGACGAGAAUGUUGCUCGUUUAGUAAUGGAGAAUAUGUGAAGGCUGGGUUGGCUGAGCUGGAGCACUGGUGCUAUAAUGCUACUGAUGAGUAUGCUGGUUCAUCCUGGGACGAGCUUAAGCAUAUAAGACAAGCGAUUGGGUUUCUGGUUAUACAUCAAAAGCCCAAGAAGACGCUAGAUGAAAUAAGUCAUGAUCUAUGCCCUGUGCUUAGCAUUCAACAGCUCUACAGGAUCAGCACAAUGUACUGGGAUGACAAAUAUGGCACGCAUAGUCUUUCCCCAGAUGUUAUAUCCAACAUGAGGGUGUUAAUGACGGAAGACUCCAAUAAUGCUGUAAGCAGUUCUUUCCUGCUGGAUGAUGAUUCAAGCAUUCCAUUCUCUGUUGAUGACCUCUCCAAGUCAAUGGAUCAGAUUGAUGUUUUAGACAUUGAACCACCCUCACUUAUUCGUGAAAAUUCAGGGUUCAGCUUCUUACUGCCUGCCACGUCCUGACUAAAGAUGGGUUAAUUGAUCGCCAUCCAAUUCUUUGCUAAGACUUGAUAAAAAGAUAGUUUAAUCCCUGACUUGAUUAUUGGCCUAUUAAAUUGGAACCAUUGGCUUUUCCCAUCCUCAAAUGAUUCAUGGCAUGUCUUCUGCACUUUUGGUUUUGUUUC